AUGGCGGACUUCACCCCGGAGCAGCUGGAGGCGUGUCUGCUGCAGCUCACGCACCCGGACACGGAGCAGAUCAAGCAGGCGGAGGCGGCGCUCAAGGCCUACACCAAGCAGAUCGCGGCCGUGGGCGGCCUGCUCACGCAGCUGCAGCACUCGGCCAAGCCCGAGGUGCGCCAGCUGGCCGCGCUCAUGCUGCGCAAAAAGAUCUUCAAGCACUGGCCCAAGCUGGACGCCGCCGCGCAGGCGCAGGCCAAGCAGGUGCUGCUCUCGCGCGCCGCUGAGGACCCCGUGCACGCUGUGCGUUCCACCGUGGCCACGCUCAUCACGGCGCUGGCCCUGCACGAGGUGCCGUCGGGCAACUGGCCCGAGCUCAUGGUGUUCAUCAACACGUGCGCCAACAGCGCCAGCGUGGACCAGCGCGAGAUGAGCAUGAAGCUGCUGCAGCUGCUGGGCGAGUCCAUGGGCACGUCGCUGCAGCCGCACUUCAACGACCUCAAGCAGCUCUAUGCCAAGGCGCUGCAGGACCCGGAGAACCUCAAGGUGCGCGUCGGCGCCAUGCGCGCGGCCUGCAGCCUCGUGGAGUUCCUGGAGGAGGCCGACCUGCGCGGCUUCCGUGAGCUCGUGCCGCUCAUGAUCACUGUGCUGCAGCAGUGCGUGUCCAGCGGUGCCGAGGCUGAGGCUGUGGAGUUCAUGGACGUGUUCUCGGAGAUCGCCUCGCACCCGUUCCCCAUCCUGGACCAGGCCUUCCCUCAGUUCAUCGAGCUGCUGCUUCAGAUCAUCCUCGCGGAGCAGCUGGAGGUCAGCACGCGCGCCUCGGCCAGCUACGCUAUCGGCGAGUUCAUCAAGAAGAAACCGAAGACCAUCGGCAAGAAGAACCUCGUGGCCAAGAUCUUCACCACCAUGCUGGACAUUGUGGCCGCCGACGAGGCUGUGUCCUGCGGUCUGAUCUCCAACCUUCUUGAGCGCGAGAGCAAGGCCGACGGCGACGACGACGAUGAGGACGACGAGUCCCCCGGCCACCUGGCCCAGCAGACUCUGGACUCGCUGGCCCUGAGCGUGCCCGCCAAGUACCUGAACCCCGUCGUGUUCGGCAUCUGCAACGAGUACAUCACGUCGCAGGACGCUCGCAAGCGCAAGGCCGGCGUGCUGGCUCUUGGCAUCCUGUCGGAGGGAUGCUGCGACUUCAUGUGCCAGAACCUGAACGAGCUGCUGCCCGCUGUGUACCGCGUCGCCCAGGACGCUGACCAGCACGUGCGCGAGGCUGCCUGCUUCGCUCUCGGCCAGUUCGCUGAGUUCCUGCAGCCCACGAUUACGGACCACUACACGGACAUCCUGCCGAUUGGUCUGACGCUUCUGGACGACGGCUCCAAGGUGAUCAAGGCCACGGCCCUGUACGUCCUUGACGAGAUCACGCAGAGCAUGGAGAGCGAGCAGGUGCUGCCGUACCUCGAGACGCUCGUGUCCAAGCUUGUGGCUGUCCUUCGCACGGGCUCGCCGCAGCUGCAGAAGAUGGCUCUGGACGCCGUUGGCUCGAUUGCCAUUGGCGCCAAGGACGCAUUCCUGCCGUACUUCCCGUCGGUGGCUGAGCUGAUCCAGCCGUUUUGGGGCAUCACGGACCCCAAGUUCUUCUUCCUGCGUGGUGCCGCCAUCGAGUGCCUGGGCUACCUGGCCACUGCUCUGGGCAAGGAGCCGUUCCGCCCGUACUUCGCGCCUUCGAUGCCGUUCGUGUUCUCUUCGUUCGAGCUCGAUGACUCGGAGCUGAAGGAGCAGGCUUUCGUGUACUUCAUCAACGUGUCGAGCAUCUUCAAGGAGGAGUUCGCCCCGUUCCUUGAGCAGGCUGCCACCCACGUGCUGCAGGCCAUUGUCAGCGACGAGGGUCUCCGCGUCAUGGACGACGACGAGGACGUGCUUGAGGGCCUGGACUCCGACGACGAGGAGGACGGUGACGACCACGUCCUGCGCCACAUCAGCAUCCGCACCGACGCCCUGAACUCCAAGGUCCGCGCUGUCGCUGCUGUCGAGGAGCUGGCCCUGAACUGCGGUGGCCCCAUGUUUGAGCCUUACAUCCCGAAGUUCCUGGAGGCUCUCGCUCCGCUCACGGAGUACAUCCACGAGGACGUGCGUGGCGCCGUUGCCGAGGCUCUCGCUGCCCUGGUGAUCUGCUCGUUCGAGGCUUCGCACGCCUCGAGCGGUGACGUGCAGGUGUGGACCAAGGGUGACUUCAACAAGAACAUCCUGACGCCCAACAACGCCGUCAUCGCCUCGGCUGUGAUGAAGAGCCUGGUGGAGGAGCUCCUGGAGGACCCUGAGGAGGUCGUUGUGGAGAAGGCUUUCAACGCCAUCAAGGCCAUGAGCGCCCGCGUCGGUCCCGUCGUCACCAUGGACCACAUGAACGAGCUGCUGCGCAUUACCAAGACCGUGCUUGCUCACGAGCACGUCUGCCAGACUACCCACGAGGAGGAUGAGGACGAGGAGGAAGAGGAGGGCGGCUCCGUGCUGGAGAGCGCGUCGGAGCUGAUCGGCGUGCUUGCUAAGUGCUACGGCGAGCACUUCCUGGCCACGUUCCAGGAGCUGUUCCCGGCUCUGCUGUCGUUCGCCACGGGCCUGCGUGCCGUGCGUGAUCGUGCCGCCGCUGUGGGCUGCUUCGCCGAGGUGCUCCGUGAGCUCGGCCCGGGCGCCCUGGUCUUCGUGGAGAGCGUGUUCCCAGUCGUGCUCCAGGGUCUGGCCUCGGACAACUACGUGCUCAAGGCUAACAGCGCGUUUUGCAUGGGUAUCCUUGCGGAGAUCAGCGGUGACAAGCUCUUCAGCGCGUACGAGCAGAUGCUGCAGGCUCUGCGGCCGCUGUUCGAGACCUCGGGCAACGACGAGGUGGUGACCGACAACGCGUGCGCUGCUGUGGCUCGUAUGAUCAUCGCUGGCGGUGCCAACCUGCCUCUGGAGGCCGUGCUCCCCGUUUUCCUGGGUGGCCUGCCCCUUAAGGCUGACAUGGACGAGAGCCCCGUGUGCUUUCGCUGCCUGAACGGUCUGGUGAGCUCGCAGAACCCUGUGGCACUCAACCUGAUGCCCCAGGUGCUCGACGUGUACGCGAAGGCCCUUGCCCCCACCUCCAGCGUGGAGGAGGAGACCCAGGCCGAGGUGAAGGGAUGCGUGCGUGGCCUGCUCCAGGCCUACGAGGCCCAGAUGAAGGAGGUCAUCGCGCAGAUGAGCCCGGACGCCCAGGCUGCUCUCAGCUCGGCCCUUAACUAA
Messenger RNA from Phytophthora sojae, 3243 nucleotides. RefSeq lists its product as hypothetical. Gene Ontology annotation, biological process: protein import into nucleus. Gene Ontology annotation, cellular component: nucleus; cytoplasm. The coding region runs from base 1 to 3243 and encodes 1080 amino acids. The record is from RefSeq and is a predicted model, not a curated record. Lineage: Eukaryota; Oomycota; Peronosporomycetes; Peronosporales; Peronosporaceae. Gene Ontology annotation, molecular function: small GTPase binding; nuclear import signal receptor activity. The transcript has a single exon.